CGCCAAGUCCCGUGGCCUGGAGCAGCCAUGCUGGGCGCGCGGGCUUGGCUGUGCUGCUCCCUCCUGCUGCCCCGCGCCGGGCGAGGCCUCUCCGUGAGCCGCAGGUCCAAGAGGUUGGGGGAGACUAACGUGGCAGGGAGCCCCCAAUGAGCCACUUUUCUUCACCACCCCCAAAACACAAGGGGGAGCACAAAGCCCACGGUCUCCCCCGUGGUUCAGAAAGGGGUAGCUCCUCCCGGGACAAGGACCGGAGUGUGACGGUCAGUAGUUCAGUGUCCAUGCCUGCUGGAGGGAAGGGAAGCCGCAGCAACUGCUCCCAGUCCACACCCCAGAAGGUCCCCAAUCGCUUGAUCAAUGAGAAGUCACCAUACCUCCAACAGCAUGCCUACAACCCUGUGGACUGGUACCCCUGGGGACAGGAAGCCUUCGACAAGGCCAGGAAAGAAAACAAGCCAAUUUUCCUUUCAGUGGGGUACUCUACCUGCCACUGGUGCCACAUGAUGGAGGAGGAGUCCUUCCAGAAUGAGGAGAUUGGCCGCCUGCUCAAUGAGGACUUCAUUAGUGUGAAGGUGGACCGGGAGGAAAGGCCAGAUGUGGACAAGGUGUAUAUGACCUUUGUGCAGGCCACCAGCAGUGGUGGGGGCUGGCCUAUGAGUGUGUGGCUGACUCCCAACCUGCAGCCCUUUGUGGGGGGCACCUAUUUCCCCCCUGAGGAUGGCUUGACCCGAGUUGGCUUCCGCACAGUGUUGCUGAGAAUACGGGAGCAGUGGAAACAGAAUAAGAACACCUUGCUAGAAAACAGCCAGCAUGUCACCACAGCCCUGCUGGCCCGAUCGGAGAUCAGCAUGGGUGACCGCCAGCUGCCACCCUCCGCUGCCACCAUGAACAGCCGCUGCUUCCAACAGCUGGAUGAGGGCUAUGAUGAGGAGUAUGGUGGCUUCGCCGAGGCCCCCAAGUUCCCCACACCAGUGAUCCUGAACUUCCUGUUCUCCUACUGGCUCAGCCAUCGACUCACCCAAGAUGGCUCUCGGGCCCAGCAGAUGGCCUUGCACACCCUGAAAAUGAUGGCCAAUGGGGGCAUCCGAGACCACGUGGGGCAGGGCUUCCACCGCUACUCCACGGACCGCCAGUGGCACGUCCCCCACUUUGAGAAGAUGCUGUAUGACCAGGGGCAGCUCGUGGUGGCUUAUUCACAGGCUUACCAGAUCACUGGUGAUGAGUUCUAUUCGGACGUUGCCAAAGGCAUCCUGCAAUAUGUAGCUCGGCACCUGAGUCACCGGUCUGGAGGCUUCUACAGCGCAGAGGACGCGGACUCGCCCCCGGAACGGGGCAUGCGGCCCAAAGAGGGCGCCUUCUACGUGUGGACAGUCAAAGAGGUCCAGCAGCUGCUCUCAGAGCCUGUGCUGGGCGCCAGCGAGCCGCUGACCUCAGGCCAGCUCCUCAUGAAGCACUAUGGGCUCACGGAGGCCGGCAACAUCAGCCCCAGUCAGGACCCCAAGGGGGAGCUGCAGGGUCAGAAUGUGCUGACUGUCCGGUAUUCGCUGGAGCUGACCGCUGCCCGCUUUGGCCUGGAAGUGGAGGUUGUACGUACCUUGCUCAAUACAGGGCUGGAGAAGCUCUUCCAGGCCCGGAAACAUCGGCCGAAGCCGCACCUGGACAACAAGAUGCUGGCUGCCUGGAACGGACUGAUGGUAUCUGGCUACGCCAUAACUGGGGCUGUCCUAGGUACGGAGAGGCUGAUCAACUACGCCACCAAUGGUGCCAAGUUCCUGAAGCGGCACAUGUUUGACGUGGCCACUGGCCGCCUGAUGCGGACCUGCUACGCAGGCUCUGGGGGCACCGUGGAGCACAGCAACCCACCCUGCUGGGGCUUCCUGGAGGACUACGCCUUCGUAGUGAGGGCCCUGCUGGACCUGUAUGAGGCCUCGCUGGAGAGUGCGUGGCUCGAGUGGGCUCUGCGGCUUCAGGACACACAGGACAGGCUCUUCUGGGACUCUCGGGGCGGCGGCUACUUCUGCAGUGAGGCUGAGCUGGGGGCUGGCCUGCCCCUGCGUCUGAAGGACGACCAGGAUGGCGCAGAGCCUAGUGCCAACUCCGUGUCGGCCCACAACCUGCUUCGGCUGCACGGCUUCACGGGUCACAAGGACUGGAUAGACAAGUGUGUGUGCCUGCUGACCGCCUUCUCUGAGCGCAUGCGCCGUGUGCCCGUGGCGUUGCCUGAGAUGGUCCGAGCCCUCUCAGCCCACCAGCAGACCCUCAAGCAGAUCGUCAUCUGUGGAGACCCCCAGGCUAAGGACACCAAGGCUCUGGUGCAGUGUGUUCACUCCAUGUACAUCCCUAACAAGGUGCUGAUUUUGGCCGAUGGGGAUCCCUCAAGCUUCCUGUCCCGCCAGCUGCCCUUUCUGAAUACCUUGCGACGGCUAGAAGACCGCGCCACCGCCUACGUGUGUGCGAAUCAAGCCUGCUCCAUGCCUGUCACCGAGCCUAGUGAACUGCGAAAACUAUUGCAUCAGUGAUCACCUCACCCUCCUCCAUCUGGGGCUGGGGCAGGAGGCAGAGCUCCCCAACUGACUAGGGACUGGGCCCUGCAGAACCCUGCAGGGCCUGCAGCCAUCCCUGGGUACCCUGUCACCAGGUGACCUUGGCCAUCCUCGCUGCGCCCCUGCCAUGGGCACUCACUCAUCCUGGAAUAAACCUAACAGCGUCCCGUGGUAA
Messenger RNA from Hipposideros armiger (great roundleaf bat), 2715 nucleotides. RefSeq names its product spermatogenesis associated 20 (gene SPATA20). The record is from RefSeq and is a predicted model, not a curated record. The transcript has 17 exons. Gene Ontology annotation, biological process: carbohydrate metabolic process. NCBI's taxonomy places the organism in Eukaryota, Metazoa, Chordata, Mammalia, Chiroptera, Hipposideridae. The coding region runs from base 147 to 2516 and encodes 789 amino acids.